UUGAUCUUUUCAAAACACUAAAACGUGACACGGAGAAAUAUGACCCGCUGCUAGUCUGCUGAAUGGCUGGCCGCGGUUUAAACAACUGCUCUCUUGUCCAUUUGUUAUGAAACUGCAGUGGUUAACGUUGUAGGUUAGUGUACUGGUGCGUUUCUCUUGUCAUUACGAGCAAUUAGUCUUUGAUUACAAGAUAUAAUAUUUAACACUUGAUAUAACGACGUGUUUCUAGUUAGCCUACACGGUAAACUGCCCGCUGUCAGACUUUCGUUGUUUAAACGUCUGUUUUGGUUCCUGGAGUUAGCGAGUUAGUGAAAUGGUGGCAUUACAUAAACUUUAUAAGCGAAAUUCCCUAAAGGUGUAUGCGUAAGUCAUCCGACCUUGAGUGAAUGACGAGGUAGUUGCAUAACGUUACCUUAUUUUGCUUUGGAGCGGAAAGUUAUUUAACCUAACUUAACCUAGCUAACUUAGCUAGCUAGCUGUCAAACUCAUUCACCUGUUAUUACUUACACGCUGUCUAAUUAUUCGCCUCGUAUUGGACUGUUUUGCACUGAGAUUAAUUAAAUGGCUAAUACGAAUGUUAACGACAUAACUACAACACCGAACGUGUAAAAGUCAGUAAAACUAUUUAUGUUUACAGGAAAGCUAACUUAGCUUUAGCUUGCUGUCUAGUGUUGACGGUGCAUUCCAAUGGGAUCCCACUGAGAGGUAACCUAUUGGUUACCGCUGAACUCCUUUUUGCACUAAGUAUGCAAAACAUGAGUCAGGGCAUUAUGCAGUUGGACGCACAUCUGCGGCUGUGUCACAACUGCAUGUGGUACUAUAAGUUCUCUCGGCGCUUACUCUCAGUUUCUGCCGCACACUGGUCGUCCACAAGUUACUAUGAUCUUCUUGGAAUUAAACCCGAAGCAUCACUGGAAGAAAUAAAGAAUGCAUUUUUUGACAAGUCGAAAAAGCUGCACCCUGACAGUGACCCAUCUAACCCAAGCCUACAUAGCCAGUUUGUGAAGCUGAACGAGGCAUACAGAGUGCUAAGUAAGGAGGGCAGCCGGAGGGAGUAUGACCUACGGCUGAGGCACCACUACAGUGGAGAGCAGAUCUUCAGACCCUCCUCCACAUAUGCUUCCAACCCCAGUGCAGAGUCAGCCGAGCGCAUGCGUUACUGGGAGCAGUUCCGACAUGCCCAGGAUUACACGGAGGAACAAUGGCAGAAGAAGAGGAAGAAGAAUUUGCAUCUGGUGGGCUACUGCGUUGUGGCCAUGCUGCUCAGCAUCAGCGUUCAUUAUUUUGGAUUCAGGAAGCUAGAAAAAGUACAUAAUACCUUCAUGGACGAGAAAGACAGAGUCAUCACUGAAAUCUACAAGGAGUCCAAAGAGAGAGCCAGGCUAAACGGCUUUAAGAAGCAGCAGGAGAUCCUGAGACAGAAACACGCUGAGUUUCUGGAGAGGUACAAGAUUCGCAAAAAUGGUGAAGAGAAGUAGAAAUAUCCUGCAGACAUUAUGCACUGUCCUUUAAGGGAGCUGAAUGCACAGAGGGGCAUCAGUGGUGUGAGCAAUGGAUGCGGUGAUUGUGCUUUUUUGUUAGCAGAUUUUUUAAUCUUAAUUCUCAGGAGUCACUUUAUAUGUGGCUCUCAUACAAAUUUUUGGUGACCAUUCUCAGAAUACUUAUAUUUUCAUUCUGAAAGGAAUUCUGAAACAUGCAGACUGCAGAGGGCAUGUUUUUCAGCGAAGACUGUUGCAAAUUAUUUAUGGAUUUUAUGAACAUGAUGCUCAGUUUUUGCAAUGUACGGUCCUGUCCGUCAUGGGCCAUGUGUGGGCAGAGACAGGUCACUAUAGCAAAAGAGCUAGUACAACAGACCAUUGGCUCUUGAACUACAUCAGGUAUCAAACAUCUUUACAUGUACAGCGAGCCUGUGUUCACUGGGCAGCAUUUUAACUGCACCUGGACACGGUGUUAUGGAAACAUUGCAUUCCUAACAAAGUCAAAACACUGUACUUAGCUCACAGUGUCUCUCUCUCUCUCUCUCUCUCUCUCUCUCUCUCUGUCUCUCUCUCUCUCUCUCUCUCUCUCUCUCUCUCUCUCACUCUCUCUCUCUCUCUCUCUCUCACUCUCUCUCUGUCUCUGUGUCUCUCUCUCUGUCUCUCUAUCUCUCUCUCUCUCUCUCUCCCCUCUCCCUCUCUCCCUCUCCCACUCUGUAUUGCAAGAAUGUUGUACAGAAGGAUAGAGAUAUGCUGCCUAAGCUAGACUGAAAGUGUGACUAAGAGUUUUAUUUAAAGUGCUGGUAUUCUCUAAUGCGGUGCCAUAUUCCAGUCUCAAAAAGGCUGUGAGCAGACGUGAUUAUGUUUGAAAGAAGAACCAAAACAAAUGAGUAACUGUGGCUUUAGUGAACUGCAGUUCUACCCAAAAAAAUACAUUUUUCAUGUUGCCUGUCAUGUGAGGGGAAAAUUUAAUUUUUACAUUCUUUCCAAAAUGAAAAACACUUCUUUCUUUUUUUAAAUGAAAUGACUGAUAAAAAUCAGUUUGAUAGCAUGCAGUGGAAAGCAUGUAGUACUUUCUGAUAAAUGACACAGGUAAGGCAGACGAAUAUGGCAAAAUAUUCUUUGGGUGGACCCAGAUUUCAGAAGGAGUAGUUUUUCUGAUCAGCUGAUCUAAGAUUAGCACACCUUAUUCUGAUUUUCUUCUGCCGUUUUUUCCACUGGUCAGUACGAUACAGCACAGUACAGUCACAAAUCUAAACCAAUAACUAUCCUCAGUCAAGUACCUGUAUCUGUUUGCCAUCAUAUAACAGAACCAGAAAUGUGCACGUCUUGCAUUAACAAUUAGCAAAAAGAAUAGCAACACUAGAGGAGCUUCAAGCUCUGAUUGACCUUUUACUACACUUAAUGUUAUGUGAAUCACAGAUAGUGAUCCAGGCUGGGUGUGUAGCAAGAAGGGUAACCAAAUUCAGCACAUGUACCCUGGUAUGGUAUAGAGCACUCAGUGGAAAUGACAGCAAAAUGCGUGAAUAGGGAUUUGCAAUUGUACUACACUGCCCAGUGGAAGAACACUGUAAGCCAGCACUGCAAAAAAACAUUUAAUUUUAAAACGGUGCAUUUUAAAUUGGUACAUCAUUUUCACCUGAAUGCGGUUUAUUACAUCAGCAUAGUAACUGCCAAAAAUAAGUAAACAGGAAGACAAAAUUGGUACAUUUUAUUUAUCUGGGAUCCAUGUUAAUGCCGGUUUUGGCAGCUGUAUAAAACAAAGAGGACACUUUCCUCUUCAGGUGUUUCCCUCUGUUCAAAACUGUAAGAAUUCACUGUGGAAAUAUUAGCCAACCAUAUUCUCAUGAUGCCUUUUUCCUGCAGGAAAGCUAGAGCUUUUGUUUGAUUGUUGCAUUGAGCACCUUAAUGUUUCUGUUUGUCACAGUUCCUUAUAUGAGGAACAAUUAAACAUUAUGCUGAUCUCAGAAGGAUGCUAUGUUUUUUGCCUCUUUCAUUCUCUGUGUAGAAAGCCAGUUGUUUACUUGGUUCUCUCCAGGCUAUGGAUCACAUGGAUAUCACUAUAGUCUCUGUCAUGGCACUGGCAGGUGUAAAUGCCUAUGUUUUGAAAUAUAUUUUGGACUCCA
Molecule: messenger RNA, 3601 nt
Organism: Pygocentrus nattereri (red-bellied piranha)
Lineage: Eukaryota; Metazoa; Chordata; Actinopteri; Characiformes; Serrasalmidae
Gene: dnajc4
Product: DnaJ (Hsp40) homolog, subfamily C, member 4
Exons: 7
Coding region: 747-1478 (243 amino acids)
Source: RefSeq, a predicted model, not a curated record